This is a messenger RNA of Moneuplotes crassus, 1568 nucleotides long. NCBI's taxonomy places the organism in Eukaryota, Ciliophora, Spirotrichea, Euplotida, Euplotidae. The record is from the annotation of a GenBank genome assembly.
UUAUGUUUAACCCCUCAAACCUCCCGGACCACCUCUUCCCACAGUAACCCUUACUCUCCUCCCUCAAAAUCCCCUUCCUCUUCCUUCCCCGCCUAAAUCCCCCUCAGGCGCACUUAGAGCCAAGUUUGGCAGACUAUUUCUACGUGGAAAUAAUUAAACUGUUCGACCACUUGGCUUGGCUUGGAAAUAAUUGGAUUAUAGAGAGGAAUUUGAAGAGAUAGGAAGCGAGGAAAGUGAAGAGAAUAUAGUGGAAUGAGCAAAAAAACAGACAAGAAUUUAGCGAAGAAAGUGAUAAUAAUGAUUCCCCUCCCAGAUUCAUAUCAGAGUGCUUGGAAUUAGAUGAAAAAGAAACAAAUAAAAACCUCUAUGACCUUAAUAGUCUUGGGCUACCUGGUACAUCACAAGAAAUUAAAAAUGAAUUAAAAGCUGAUGCAGGAAAUAGAGAUAAUACUUCGAACGAUACUCUGAAAGAUAUAGAUACCCAACGUAAUGAAAACUCAGGCUCAACUGAAGACUCAAGUAAAACAAGAAUAACAUGAAAGAAUUAAAAAACUCUUCCAGCCCAAAAGGGCCAAAAAGAGGACUAAAAAAGCCUCCAAAGGAGCCUAAAAAGCCUAAAAAUCCCUUGCUUCUUUCGAGCCCUUUGAAGCCAUGGAGCACCUGUGUUGCAAACCAGGCCCUUCUCCUGCUUGCGAAGAGCGAUUGGAUCAGAAGAAAAUACAAAGACGCUUCAAGAUCUUUCAUGAACCAACGAGGUGACAACCAUCUGGACAGACAAAAAGUCACUAAACUUCUGUCUAUGAACCCUGAUUCCUUCUGGGACUGCCUAGUUACCGCUAGUCUUGAUAAUUCUCCACUUGUGGAGGAUAAAGAUGGGAAACUAUUUCUGACUGAUCCUGACGAGAACCUGAAUGAGCAAGAGAAGGUUGAGAAAAUGACAGAUAUAAUACUAGAGAUGCUCAUCUCAGACACCCGUAGCAAAAUAUCAGAUAAAAUCUCGUCUCUCAAAAAACUAUCCAACCACUUGCUUCUCAAGUUCAACUUGUUUUGCAUUUAUCACACAUCAAUACUCACUCCAGAUCAGGAAAAUUCUAACCCAAGUCUUGAUUACCUUAAGAAGACAAUGCAAGAAUGCUUUAACAAGGUAAGUCUUCUCAAACUCCUCUUCUCAACCACCUACAUCCCAGUCACUCCAUUCCCAAAGGUCCUAUCCGCCCAACAAAAACGCCAACCUAAAUAACCUGACCCAAGCCAAUCCUCAAAAAACUCAGAACAAAUCUCUUCUAAAGAAAAGGGAAAGGAAGGAGAAGGAGAUAGGAGAUGAGAGAGGAAGGGGAGAUAGGGUAGAGGAAGCGGUGAUGUUGAUUUUGAAGCAAAUAGGGUUUGAUGAGUUGAUAAAGGAAGAGGUGAGUGGAUCUGAAGAGAGCAGAGAGGAGAAAAAGAAUUUAGGAGACAUUUCGGGAGACAUUCAGCAUGCUUUUGUAAAGAGAAACAAUAAAUAUCGGUGGGAGGAUGGCUAUUUAGAGAACGAGAAGAACAAUUAUAAUUUAAACGGAUACAUUUUAUAA